Messenger RNA from Stomoxys calcitrans (stable fly), 6326 nucleotides. RefSeq lists its product as uncharacterized. Bases 979 to 5529 code for a protein of 1516 amino acids. The record is from RefSeq and is a predicted model, not a curated record. NCBI's taxonomy places the organism in Eukaryota, Metazoa, Arthropoda, Insecta, Diptera, Muscidae. The transcript has 2 exons.
UAAGAAGUAGCCGGUCGUGGCUACACUUUCGGCGUGUAAUAUUUUGUCGGUAUGAUAAAUAAGUGAUACACCCUGUAAAAGUUCUGUAAGUUGAGACAUAAGCAAAAAACAAAAGAAGAAAACACAAAAAAGAAAGAAUCAAACAAACAUUCACAUAUUUAUAAUCAAAAAUCAAAGAAACAGCGUCAAAAAAUACUGCCAUUUAAGAAAUACCUGGCGGCGAGUGCUCUCACUCUCUUUCUAUUCUCUGUCUAUGUCUUUCAUUGUUCAUAUGUACAAAAGAAAAGAAAAUUAAGAAGAAUUAAUAAAAAUUUUAAUCUAAUCAAGGUUUGCUUGCUUAGUGGAAGUUUACAGCCUGUUUCACAAUAUUUCCAUGUGCAAGCUCAAAGGACCUCUACUCAAGGAUACUUACAAAGGAAUACAGAAAUAACAGAGUGUUCUCGCUCUACAGAAAAAAAAAAGAUCAAAACAAAAAAAAAAAAAAAAAAAAUAUAUCAAGGAAAUUAAUAAAAUGUGAAUGACUUAAAAAAGGUUAAAUGGAUGGAUAAACGGAUGGUUGGAUGGAUACAUACAGUUAAAAGAAAAACUAAACAAAUGAAUGAAUAAACUACAAAUAAAUUAGCUAGAAUUAAUGCAAGCCGUUGAAAAUAAAAAUACAAUGAUUGUACUCAUAAAUCAAAAACUCACCCAAACAAGUGCAAACUGAUUAACAAAGGACACAAAAACUCUUUCACGCAAAGGACUAUUUUCUUAAAACCACAAAGACAUGUCGCAAAUUUGAAAAUAUUUCGAAUCCGGUGUACUUUGCUGAGCCAAACAUGACGUUAAUUGUUGCCAUAUUGCUCAUUGAAAACUCUUUUCACAAACAUUUACAGUUAAGUUAUGAAAGGACUAUGCCUGGAGACAUUGUGAGUCCCACAACAAUUCAAAUAUUGUACUUACAUAUCUUCAGCAACUCAAUAUUCUAUAAUACCAACAAUGGCCGCUUCUAUAUAUGCAACCCCACCGCCCGAUUUAAGUAGUGAGGAUACAGCUCUAUCUGAUGUAUCGAACACUUCAUCGACCAACAACAACGUAACAGUAGCAUCAGCUGUAACCGUCUCCUCGGCCGUAUCUUCUACCUCCGCCACAGCAUCGUCUUUGUCGUCGUCGUCUUCAUUAAACCAAAACACCACGUCAUACAACCCAACACAUCACCAAUACCAACAGAGUACUAAAGUCAUCAACAACAACAACAUAAUGACCAAUACCACCUGUGAGACUAAAUCAUCUGCCUCGCCGAAAUUGAGCACCAGUAAAACCAAACGAACAAUUGCCGAUGUGUUCAAGGAUAAAACGAUGACGAUGAUGACAGCGCCAAACCAAUCUCAACAUCACAACAGUGCUUCCAGCUUUGCCCCAGAGGAAAGCCCCACAAACGAAACUGAUGAGAGUGGCGGCAAUGCAGCCAUGGCCGCUGUGGCUGUUGCUGCCAAUGCAGCCAUGCAAAUGCAGUUGCUGGAAGCCCUAAACGAUGCUGCCAAAAAACGUCGCAAACAACACAACCCCACACGUAUGGACGAUGAGAACAAGCGAGGUGGAGUUGUUGGUAGUAGUGGCGGCGGAUCCAACAGUUAUGAUGAUGCUGUAGAUGACCAGCAGCAGCAGCAGCAUCUUCAAGUUGUGCAUGCCAUUAAGCGAGAGCAAGUCUCGCCGGACCGCACCUGUGGCAGUCAAACCCCGGCCGUAGAUUACGAGGAUAAAUUGUCGAAAAUGUUUUUGCCCAAGUCCAUGGAGCAUUUGAAGGAAACUUUUGAAUUAUUGCAGCAGCAACAGCAAAAACAAUUGGAAAACAUAUCAAAAUCGCACAAGGCGACAGACGAGGAGAAGCCCCAGGAGCCGAAAGGAGCACUCCUUGACGAUAUGGCAGGAGAGGGAGACGCGAAUGAAUACCAGCAUCAAACAAUGCCCGUGCAGGAAGAUGAUGAAGCACGGAACUACAACAAUAAUCCAUAUCAGACGUUUUGCAAGGAAUGUGGAGAGAAUUUUGAGAGUGAAUUUAAGCUGGGUCUACACAUGUUGCAGGAACACAACGAGGGUCCGAGUGGUGCCGAUGCAGCAUCCGAUCAGUUGACAUCCAUGAGUUUACUGGCCUCGGUGAAAGUAAAAAUGGAAAGGAAGCUGACGGAGAGUCCGCUAUCGGGUCACAACUCGAGUCAGGGUCACCUAGGUGAACACCAAAAUGCCCACGGAUCUACAAUCGGUAAAGAACAGCAUCAGCAGCAUCAAGCUUGGAUGAGACAGCCACAAAUGACACCUAUGGGGUUCCCCUUCCCACCCGAGGCGGCAGCUGCUGCAGCUCUUCAGGCCGGAGGAUAUCUUCCUCUUUUAGCCGUGCCAGGUUUUGGUGCUGUUGAUGGUCUCAAUCGACCACCUUUAAGAAUUUUCAACCCGGAAGCCUUUUGUGAGCUCUGCAACAAAGAGUUUUGCAACAAAUAUUUUUUAAAAACGCACAAGGCCAAUAAACAUGGCAUCUACGACCCGGUACCUGAGGUAGCGGCAGGUUCAUCGGCCCAACAGAACAAUACCAUGAACGCCAUGAGUCAAAUGUUUCAACUUCAAAUGCAACAACAACAGCAGCAACAUUUUCAACAACAGCACCAAAUGCAAAUGGAUAUGAAUGCCCAACAACAACCGCAACACCAACAACAGCAGCCGCCACAGCACCAUUCGCAAACCCCCUCUUCGCAUCCCAAAUUACAGAACGACAAUAUUCGCAAGGACAGGGAUGAGAAAUCAACCGUCAAUACCGGUAACCCUCAAUCAUCGCCCGUUUAUUGUGAUAUUUGCUCAAAACGCUUCACUAAUAUUUUCGCCAUGAGGCGCCAUCGCAUUAAGGUCCACGAACAAAAUGCCAAUACCAAUGUCGCGCAACGCAAUAGCCCCAAUUCCUCGCAGCCAAGUGGUGUGGUGGACUCGCAGCCUGACGGACAAGCCUCAAAACAGUUUCAAAUGCCCGAGGGUUUCCGCCAAGACUUCGCCCUGGAGCAAGAAGAAGUCUCCUUCACACCACAACCCCGCAAGUUGUCGCCCCACUUGCAGCAACUGGCUCGCGAUGCAAAUUUUGCUCAUGAUAAGCUAAAACGGCUGGGAGUUAUAAAUCCAGAAGCUUUCUGCGAGCUUUGUUGCAAGGAGUACUGCAACAAGUACUUUCUACGCACACACAAAUGGAAGCGCCAUGGAAUCUUCAUGCCUCCCGAAGAAAGUGAUGCCGUUCCAAAGAUGUCCAGUUGGCCAUUCGUGAAUAUGGCAUCUGCUGGUCUACCAGUCAAUCUAAUGAUGGCUCAACGUUUGAUGGCCUCCGUCGAUCCCAACAAUGGAGAAAUGGAUCAGCAGUCGCAAUCUCAAAGGCAUCUGCAGCAACCGCCUAGCAAACGCAUUAAACUUGAAACCACUGACCCAGAUGAAGAGCUGAUGCCAAAUAAGGAGCCACCAAACGAUGAAAACCAGGAAAAUCGCAGUGAAAACAAUCAGCGUUCCAGCGUACCUUCCACCCCAGAUCCACACAAAGCGCAGAACGAGAGUCAAGCGGCCAGCCCUGCCAGUGAGGCUGCGGUUGGUUUACAAAAUUUACAAAAAUUGCAAUCGAUGAUCCAACAGCUAAGUGACUUGAAUGGGAAGCGUCCGAUUCCCUGUCAUCUGUGUGGGCGAGAAAUGGAGAACCAAUACGCUCUACAGGCUCAUCUUAUGACCGAGCAUAGUGGUGGCGCAGAGGGAAUUGAUACUCCGCUAACACCCUUGAACUUCCCCCCUUCCUUGAUGUUGCAGCAGCAACACCAACAGCAAACUUUGCUCAAACACUCCCCAAAUAGUUCACCAAUCGGGGCUCUUAUGCCACCGCUUAUGGGCGGCUUGCCAGGCAUAACGGGUGAAUUGCGUUGUACACCGUGUGAUCGCGAGUUUUCCAAUCUGCCAGAAUUUCAAAAACAUAUCACUGAAGUUCAUCUCUUGGCCAAUAUCAAGGGUGGAAGUCCAUUGCGUGAGGGUUUUGUAACGCCAGACCGUCCGGUCAAUAGCUCAUCUUUGGGAGCGUCGCAGGCGACGAGAAAUCCUUUCAGCAUGACCCCAACCAGUAGCUAUUGUGAAAUUUGCAACAAGGAACUUUGUAACAAAUAUUUCAUGAAGACCCACAUGCAACGCAUGCAUGGCAUUGAGAUCGAAAAUGGCGCCCAAAUCGGUGGGGUGGUGUGCAACAUAUGCAACAAGGAAUUGUGCAGCAAAUACUUUCUGCGAGUGCACAAACACAAUACCCAUGGCAUCAUUGAGGAGGGAUCUCCAUUGCCACAGCCUCGCCAAAAUGGGGUAAGUGCUGAGACUUCCCAACCACAGCCACCAGGACAACUGCCAACAGGAGCACCAGAGGCGGACAACUUCAAUAUAAGUCCCUUUGGCGGCGGAGGUCCGGAUGCAAAGUGCGAAAAUUCUAAUCCCAAUGAAUUUUGCCCUUUAUGCCAGCGUCGUUUCCGCAGCCCCAAAUGGCUGCGGUCCCAUUUGCUCAAUGACCAUGGAGCCAGCGGCAUGGAAAAACUCCGUGAAUUGGAGCAACAAUUUGGCAGCUUCAGCAAGCCUUCCAGUCCGACUUUAAAGAUUCCCAACGGCUCCAGUUCAACUGGUUCCACAUCCAAUGCGGCCACACCCACUCCACACCAGAAUAUACCGUCUCCAGCUCAAUUGGCCCAGGCAUUGCAGAAUCUCAAUGCCCAGCAGCUGUUACAAAAUCUACCCAAGAAUCAAAUGCCAAUGGCUCAUCUGAAGCUAGAACAGAAUGAUGCAUCUCCUUCCAGGCUGAAGGAGUAUCAAUGUUCCCUAUGCUCUUUUUCCACUCCAUAUUAUGCUUUUCUGUUCAUACAUGAGCGUACGCACUCCAUUAUGAACAGCGGCCAAGAACAACAAGAAGAGGAAGACGAUGAGCAUAAGACACAGGAUAUGGAGCCAGAGAGCCGAGAGCCAGCCAGUAAAAACGUACGAGCUAAUGUUGAUGGUGAUGGUGAUGAUAAUCAAACUACAGAAGAACAUCACAUGGCGGACGAUACUCAGCCCACAAAUUUGUCUCUACGCACACCGUCUCCAAGGCGCAAUAGCGUUACCAUCAAAGAGGAGUUAAUUAAGGAUAACUCAAAUUCCCCCCCUCCAACGGCCAGAUCUCCGCAAGAAAAUGCCAUGAAGCCAAGCGAAAACCAUAAAGAGAAUCCGAUCAAUUUGGUUAAAUCCGCAGCUUGUUCGCCUAUUUUUGGCAUGCCCAAUCAGCAACAACUUCUGCAGGAAAUGGCGGAGCAGUUCGGGAAAACCGCCUCAUAUGCUGUGCCACGUGAAAUGACUAGCGCCAAUGCAAGUGGUGCAGACCCACCGCCCCACAUGCAGGCCUUCGUUUUGGAGGAGCAGCUGGCAGAUAAUGAGUGUAACAGGUUUGUGCCCGCUAUUAUAUAUUUACCGGUAAGAGAACGCCUAACGGGCCCCAUGACAUUAUCCUUUAAUUUAACACCAGUUUAAAUAUGGAUCUUCAGUAACGCCUAAUUUGUGUUUAAUAUGGCAACCCUUAACAAGUACAGCUGACCGACUACCAUUUGACAAAAGAAAAAUACAGCUCCAAGAAUUGUUAUCAAAUUCCACACAAAAAAAAAAAAAAAACAAAUAGGAAAUGAAAAAAGACUGAGUGAUCCCUCUAAAAGUUAAGAGAAGUACUUCAGAGUGAGUUGCAACAACAACGUCAAAUGAUAAUCAGCUGUUUUGGUAGAAUGGGGGUGUGCUAACACGCUAAUUUCUCUUAUUUCCGUAUUUAUUAGUAAAGUUCCUAUAUGUUGUGUGUAUAUUUGAAACAGGCCUAAACGAUAGAUCAUAAAUUUAGUUUGUUGUUUUGUUUAAUUGUUUGUCUCUCUUCCCUUAACUUAUGCAUUUUUGUGUUCCAUUGUUCAGAGAAGGCCAAGAUAUACAUAAUUAGUUAUAGAAGAAUUGUCGUAACAUUAACGCGCAUACGUAACAUAGAAAAUAUCAGUUGAGCCAGAAAACCGACUAACCUAAACUACACAGGAGCAUAUAAAUCAUCACAAUUCAUUUAAAAGCAUAACUGCCAUAUAUAUAUGGCUGAAAAUAAACCAGUAGUUAAAAAUUACAUAGCAGGGUUUAUAAAGAAUUUAAUGGACAACAAACCAAAACCAGUUUAUAUACAAUACAUACAUAUAUACUAACUAUAUAUAUACAUAUAAUAAAACAAUUUACAUAAAAUUCAUCCCAGACACCCACCCCUCUCCAAUGAUCGAAAACUGCUUUGCUCAAAAUAACUGUCAAAG